Acanthocheilonema viteae is the source of this 2319-nucleotide messenger RNA. The record is from the annotation of a GenBank genome assembly. NCBI's taxonomy places the organism in Eukaryota, Metazoa, Nematoda, Chromadorea, Rhabditida, Onchocercidae.
AUGAUAUUGCGUGGAGUGGAAUUUCAUAUAUUAAAUGCGCAUAAUGGACGAUGUUUGUUACAUUUAUACGCGAAACUUGGUUCAAGAGUACGGAUGAACAAUAUUGAAGAAGGGUCCUUAUUACCUUAUGAAAAGUUGGAAAGAAAUGUAAAUAUUAUACGACAAAGACUAAAAAGACCACUUACAUUAUCCGAGAAAAUAUUAUAUGGACACUUGGAUGAACCAGAUAAGCAGGAGAUUAAACGAGGUUCCUCAUAUUUGCGACUGAGGCCAGAUCGAGUAGCAAUGCAGGAUGCCACUGCACAGAUGGCCAUGCUACAGUUUAUCUCCUCAGGACUUCCACAGGUUGCAGUACCAUCGACUAUCCACUGUGAUCAUUUGAUUCAAGCACAGUUAGGAGGAACCCCUGAUUUAAAACGAGCUAAUGAUCUCAAUAAGGAGGUUUAUGACUUUUUGUCCUCAGCGAGCAAUAAGUAUGGUGUUGGUUUUUGGAAACCAGGAAGUGGCAUUAUUCAUCAGAUUAUCUUGGAAAACUAUGCUUUCCCCGGACUGUUGCUAAUAGGCACUGACAGUCACACACCAAUGGGAGGUGGUUUGGGAGGUUUAUGCAUUGGUGUUGGAGGUGCUGAUGCUGUUGAUGUUAUGGCCGAUAUUCCCUGGGAGUUGAAAUGUCCGCAAGUGAUUGGUGUCAAAUUGACAGGCGAACUCUCAGGUUGGACAUCCAGCAAGGAUGUUAUCUUGAAGGUAGCAGAUAUACUUACUGUAAAGGGUGGCACAGGCUGUAUUGUGGAGUACUUCGGUCCUGGUGUUGAUUCAAUAUCAGCAACUGGUAUGAGUACAAUUUGCAAUAUGGGUGCAGAAAUUGGUGCGACAACAUCGGUGUUUCCUUUCAACGAUAAUAUGGUGGAAUAUUUGAAAGCCACAAAACGAGAAGCUAUCGCGAACGAAGCAAUGCGAUAUAAGGAAAUCCUAGUACCAGAUGAAGGUUCAGAGUAUAAUAAGCUGAUUGAAAUAAAUCUCAGCACAUUGGUACCGCAUGUUAAUGGACCAUUUACUCCGGAUUUGGCGCAUCCAAUUGAUCUUCUUGGAAAAAAUGCACAGGCGAAUGAUUGGCCAUUAGAAAUUAAAGUCGGUCUCAUUGGUUCUUGCACAAAUAGUUCUUAUGAAGAUAUGACACGCGCUGCAAGUGUUGCAAAACAGGCACUUGACAAAGGACUGAAGGCAAAGUCGAAAUUUACAAUAACACCUGGAAGUGAACAGAUUCGAGCAACCAUGGAAAGAGAUGGCUUAACGGAGAUUUUCACAAAUUUUGGUGGUGUAGUACUUGCAAACGCUUGCGGCCCUUGCAUUGGUCAGUGGGAUAGGAAAGAUGGCGAAAAAAAUACGAUUGUAACUUCGUACAAUCGUAAUUUUACUGGUCGGAAUGAUGCAAAUCCAGCAACUCAUGCAUUUGUUACUUCACCAGAAUUGGUUACAGCUUUGACUCUUGCAGGACGUCUUGAUUUUGAUCCGCGAAGCGAUGAGCUUGAAACUCCAAGCGGUAGCAAAUUCAUGCUGCAACCACCAAGCGGUGAUAGCCUGCCACCAAAAGGUUAUGAUCCGGGUGUAAACUAUUAUCAGGCUCCAUCAGGUCAUGGUAAUGUUGUGGUCGAUGAAAAUAGCGAGCGUUUACAACUUUUGCAACCAUUCAAUCCUUGGAAUGGGAGAGAUUUCGAAAAUAUGUUAAUAUUAAUUAAAGUAAAAGGAAAAUGUACAACGGAUCAUAUCAGUGCUGCUGGGCCUUGGUUGAAAUUCCGUGGUCAUUUGGAUAAUAUUUCAAAUAAUUUAUUUUUGACUGCUGUUAAUGCGGAUAAUGGUGAGAUGAAUAAGGUUCGCAAUCAUUUGACAGGAAAAUAUGAUACAGUAGCUCAAACGGCACGUCAUUACAAAUCGGAAGGAGUAGCGUGGGUAGCGGUAGGUGAUGAAAACUAUGGUGAAGGUUCAUCACGUGAACAUGCAGCUUUGGAACCUCGACAUCUUGGUGGAUGUGCAAUCAUUGUAAAAAGUUUUGCUCGAAUUCAUGAAACGAAUUUGAAAAAACAAGGUAUGCUCCCAUUAACGUUUGCUGAUCCAAAUGAUUACAAUAAGGUUCAACCGAAUGAUAAAGUAUCGAUCGUUGGUUUGAGAAAUUUCGCGCCUGGCAAGCCAUUGAAGUGCAUCCUGAAACAUGCUGAUGGUAAAGAAGAGGAGAUCUGGCUAUCUCACAGUUUUAAUGAGGCUCAAAUCGAAUGGUUUAAGGCUGGCUCAGCACUUAAUCACAUGAAAUCAGUGAAGAAGUGA